This is a messenger RNA of Sardina pilchardus (European sardine), 2069 nucleotides long. RefSeq names its product t-complex 1 (gene tcp1). Gene Ontology annotation, molecular function: ATP-dependent protein folding chaperone; ATP binding; ATP hydrolysis activity. Gene Ontology annotation, biological process: protein folding. Lineage: Eukaryota; Metazoa; Chordata; Actinopteri; Clupeiformes; Clupeidae. Gene Ontology annotation, cellular component: chaperonin-containing T-complex. The record is from RefSeq and is a predicted model, not a curated record. The transcript is spliced from 12 exons. Bases 86 to 1762 code for a protein of 558 amino acids.
ACAAAUCCGUGCGUUUAACCGGUUUACCCAAAAUGCACUGUUUCGUUCGUUCCCUUUCUUCUUGGCUGGUAGGUGGUGGCUCAAGAUGUCGAUGCUAGAAGGUCCAUUAACUGUGCUCGGCCAGAGGACGUCUGGAGACUCCGUGAGGAGUCAAAAUGUCAUGGCCGCAUCCUCCAUCGCCAACAUCGUCAAGAGCUCCCUGGGACCAGUGGGCUUGGACAAGAUGCUGGUCGAUGACAUUGGGGAUGUGACCAUCACCAACGACGGCGCCACCAUCCUGAAGCUGCUGGAGGUGGAGCACCCGGCUGCCAAGGUUCUGUGUGAGCUGGCAGAGCUGCAGGACAAAGAGGUCGGAGACGGCACUACGUCUGUGGUGAUCAUUGCUGCUGAGCUCUUGAAGAAUGCAGAUGAGUUGGUGAAACAGAAAAUCCAUCCCACCUCCAUCAUCAGUGGAUACCGGCUAGCUUGCAAGGAGGCUGUGCGCUACAUCAAUGAGAACCUGACCAUCGGCACAGACGACCUGGGCAGAGAAUGCUUGGUCAACGCUGCCAAGACCUCCAUGUCCUCCAAAAUCAUCGGAGUUGACGCCGACUUCUUCGCCAACAUGGUGGUGGACGCAGCGCUCGCCGUUAAGUUCACGGACGCGAGGGGCGUGGCCCGCUACCCCAUCAACUCCGUCAACGUGCUCAAGGCCCACGGACGCAGUCAGAAGGAAAGCUACCUGGUCAACGGCUACGCACUCAACUGCACCGUCGGCUCCCAAGGUAUGACGAAGCGUGUGCUCAACGCAAAGGUGGCCUGUCUGGACUUCAGCCUGCAGAAGACCAAAAUGAAGCUGGGUGUCCAGGUGGUCAUUAGUGACCCAGAGAAGCUCGACCAGAUCAGACAGAGGGAAUCUGACAUCACCAAGGAGCGCAUACAGAAGAUCCUGGCGUCAGGGGCCAACGUGUUGCUGACCACCGGGGGCGUCGACGACAUGUGCCUCAAGUACUUCGAGGACGUCGGCGCCAUGGCCGUCCGCCGAGUGCUCAAGAGGGACCUCAAACGCAUCGCCAAGGCAACCGGAGCCACCAUCUGUGCGUCGCUGUCCAACCUGGAGGGCGAGGAGACCUUCGAGGCGUCCAUGCUGGGCGCGGCAGAGGAAGUGGUGCAGGAGCGGGUGUGCGACGACGAGCUCAUCCUUGUCAAGAAUACGAAGGCGCGUACGUCGGCGUCUAUAAUCCUGCGCGGGGCCAACGACUUCAUGUGUGACGAGAUGGAGCGCUCCCUGCACGACGCCCUGUGUGUGGUCAAGAGGGUGCUGGAGUCCAAGUCCGUGGUGCCAGGAGGGGGCGCCGUCGAGGCAGCACUGUCCAUCUAUCUGGAGAACUACGCCACCAGCAUGGGCUCACGGGAGCAGCUGGCUAUAGCCGAGUUCGCUCGUUCCCUGCUGGUCAUUCCCAAGACGCUGGCGGUGAACGCUGCGCAGGAUUCCACCGACCUGGUGGCCAAGCUGCGUGCCUUCCACAACGAGGCCCAGGUCAACCCCGAGCGCAAGAACCUCAAAUGGAUUGGUCUGGAUCUGGUGAACGGAAAGCCGCGUGACAACAAGCUGGCCGGCGUCUACGAGCCCACCAUGGUGAAGACCAAGAGCCUCAAGUUCGCCACCGAAGCCGCCAUCACCAUCCUGAGGAUCGACGACCUCAUCAAGCUCUUCCCCGACCAGAAGGAGGGCGGCCCCUCUUACCAGGACGCCGUGAAUUCCGGCUCCCUGGAGGGAUAGAGGGGUUCGGGUUCUCGGUCUUAUUUCCACUCCGGCUCUCUAUGGGUCCAGCAGAGGUUCUCCCCGAGAACCAAGCGAAGGCCUUGUGUGUAUUUAUAUACAUGGAAGCACUCUGCUUGUUCCGUCGCUAGAGUAGAAUGUGCACUUUGUUUCUCGUCGUUUCUUUUUGCCUGUGUAUUAUGUAGGAGAUGACCACAGGUUGCCAUGGGGACUGAAACAUCAUCCCAUCAUCUGGUUGCUAUUGUUUUUGGGUCACUUACAGAAAAUAAACCCAAAUGGUUGAGUGGCCAUUCAUUUGUUACUGAAA